GGGUGGCGCAGAGCCAUCUUACCAGGCCGGGGAGGGGAGUCCGGCCGCUGCCUGCGCCAGGAGAGGAGCUGGGACCGGGCUGCGGGGGAGCCUGCGCGGGAAGCCGGGGCCAUGGGGCGCUAGAGACCGGCACCCCGGAGCCGCGCGGUCCCAGCCCCGGGAGGCGGCGGCAGCUCCCCGUCCGCGUCCGUCAGCCGCUGGAGCGGCGCCCCCGCAUUUGCCCGCCGGCCCCAUGGGAGAGGAGACGCUGCCAGCGCUUUAGUAGCCACCCCCGGGACACUGCUUCCACUCCCAUCUCGGGGCACCGAUCCGAGGCACCGCGCCUCCCAUCCAACACCUCCUGGGCAGCCCCCCCCCGACACUGACCCCUGGGGGUACCGGUCCCCCCCGGGCACUGACCACGGGUCCCACUGCUUUCCUCCCACCGCCCCCGAGACCGACCGCAGCGACACGGCUCCCUUCCUACCCCGGGCACCGAGCCCCGGGACGCUGACCCGGGCACCUCUUCUCCCCAGAGCCCUCCAACCUUCCCCUGCCCAGGACGCUGCUUUUCCCUUCACUCUUCCCCCUACCCCUGGGGUUGCUUCCCGCGACGCGCCCCCUGCCUCUCAGGCAGUGCGUGAGGACCACCCCCCGUCCCGACUCCUCACGAGAACAGGGGAGGUUUUACAACCAUUCAAACACAGGAAGUGUCCCACCUCCAGCCCCCCACUACCUUUUUUGUGACGGGGAGAAAGCAGUUGGUUAUUUUUUUUUUUUUGCACUUGUAGUGAGAGAAAAGCACAACCUCAGGGAGACCUGACUCUAUAGAGAAACUUAAGAAACAAACAACCCCCUUUCCCCCAUCAGACUCUCCAGGUCACUUGCAGCUGAAACCUUCAGACUUUCCUGUGUCUGUCAGACACAUGCCUGUGUCAGGGCUGGAAGCAUCAGUCACCAGACUAACCAAGACCUAGGGUUUAAGUAUGUUUUGUGGACAUAAAAGUUUUUAAACUUUUUAAAGAACUUGGUAUCUUUGGGAUUUUUACAAGUUUCCCUUAUUUUAUGUCACAUUUCUGCUCUCCCCGCUUGAGACAGCUGUUGCUCUGUUUUUUCCCUGGUGUUGUAGUAUGGGGACCUGAGUGGAGCUGGACUUUUAAUUAUCGAUAAAAGUUGUCCUGGAGUCACGUUCAUCCGUCUGAGUGGUCAGAUCUGUCCCUUUCCUUCUUCGUGUCUAUUGGAUGUGAUGGAACUCAUGUUUGCAGAGUGGGAGGACGGGGAAAGGUUUUCGUUUGAAGACUCUGACCGCUUUGAGGAAGACUCCCUUUGUUCCUUCAUCUCUGAGGCGGAGAGCCUUUGCCAGAACUGGAGAGGAUGGAGGAAGCAAUCAGCUGGACCCAAUUCCCCCACUGUCAAAAUGAAAGAUGGUUUGGUGAUUCCACUGGUGGAACUGUCUGCGAAGCAGGUGGCGUUUCACAUUCCAUUCGAGGUAGUGGAGAAAGUCUACCCCCCCGUACCUGAACAGCUGCAGCUUCGAAUCGCCUUCUGGAGCUUCCCAGAGAACGAGGAGGACAUCAGGUUGUACUCCUGCCUGGCGAAUGGCAGUGCAGAUGAGUUCCAGCGGGGGGAGCAGCUGUUCCGGAUGCGGGCUGUCAAAGACCCUCUGCAGAUAGGUUUCCACCUGAGUGCCACCGUGGUACCUCCGCAGAUGGUGCCACCAAAAGGUGCAUACAACGUGGCAGUGAUGUUUGAUCGAUGCAGGAUCACCUCAUGCAGCUGUACCUGUGGAGCUGGAGCCAAGUGGUGUGCCCAUGUCGUGGCCCUCUGUCUCUUCCGGAUACACAACGCAUCUGCAGUAUGCUUGCGAGCACCUGUUUCAGAGUCCUUGUCUCGGCUGCAAAGAGAUCAGCUACAGAAAUUUGCUCAGUACCUGAUCAGUGAACUCCCACAACAGAUUCUUCCUACUGCUCAGCGCCUACUGGAUGAGCUGUUAUCGUCUCAAUCCACUGCCAUCAACACAGUGUGUGGAGCCCCAGAUCCCACUGCUGGUCCCUCAGCCUCAGACCAAAGCACCUGGUACCUGGAUGAAUCUACUUUAAGUGACAACAUAAAGAAAACCCUUCACAAAUUCUGUGGGCCCUCUCCUGUUGUCUUCAGUGAUGUGAACUCUAUGUACCUCUCCUCCACGGAGCCACCAGCCGCUGCCGAGUGGGCAUGUCUCCUGCGUCCUCUGAGAGGGAGAGAGCCUGAGGGGAUCUGGAACCUGCUCUCUAUUGUUCGGGAGAUGUUCAAGAGAAGAGACAGCAAUGCAGCCCCUCUGCUGGAGAUCCUGACUGACCAGUGUCUGACCUAUGAGCAGAUAACAGGUUGGUGGUACAGCGUACGAACAUCUGCAUCCCACAGCAGCGCUAGCGGGCACACCGGCCGCAGUAAUGGUCAAUCAGAAGUGGCUGCUCAUGCCUGUGCCAGCAUGUGUGAUGAGAUGGUGGUUCUCUGGAGGCUGGCUGUCUUAGACCCAACCAUCAGCCCACAGAGGCGCAGGGACCUUUGCACCCAGCUCAGACAGUGGCAGCUGAAAGUCAUAGAUAAUGUCAAGAGGGGGCAGCACAAGAAAUCCCUGGAGAAGCUCUUCCAAGGUUUCAAGCCAGCUGUGGAAGCCUGUUACUUCAAUUGGGAGGAGGCCUAUCCCAUCCCUGGCAUCACCUACAGCAGCACUGAUAAGAAGAAUUCGUUCUGUUGGGUAAAGGCUGUCCAGCAGAGGAACUGUCGGUUGCAGUGUGUGGAAACAACAUGUGAGGCUGGCAGAGGCCAUGGACAGGACCCUGGGGGAACCUGUCUGCACCCAGGGGACAGGUCACGCCCAUCUUCGCAAGAGCCAGCUGUCCGUCCUAAGGAACUCAUUGGGAAGCGGAAAGUUGUCUCUGAAACUCCCCAGAGGGCUCUGCGCCGACUUUCAGCGGAAGGAGAUAAGGCUGUUUAUAAGACAGCAGUAGGCAAGACCAAGCUGCCGGUGGGGAAAAGCUUAGCCAGUAAACACAGUGGGAAACGCCGCAUGAGCAGUGAAGACAGCUCUCUGGAACCAGACUUGGCAGAGAUGAGCCUGGAUGACAGCAGCUUGGCUCUGGGGGCGGAGGCCAGUAACACCUUCAGUUUCACGGAAAGCCCCCUGAGUAGGAGCUACAGGGACACUUUUGAAGAUGAUGGGGGCGUGUACUUCUCGGAGGGUCCUGAGCCCAGUGUCAGGAGCAAUCCCGCUGCCAAGAAAGCUCCAAAGGAUCCUGUGGAAGAAGUGGGCAGCGGAGAUGACGAUCUGCCUUCUGCAGAUGAGAACGGUGCAAGCCGGAAGCCAGAAGUGGGAGAAAAUGGUGCAGCAGGGGGCGGGGAGGAGGGAGAAGAGGAAGAUGAUUACCAGGUAUACUAUCUGAAUCCACAGGAGGUGGCCAAGGAGGAGGAGGACAAAGCGGAGGGGGGGAAUGAAGAGGAGCAGGACAUCUUUGCUGGUAUAAAGCCCCUGGAGCAGGAGAACAGGAUGGAGAUCCUCUUUGCCUGUGCAGAGGCUCUCUAUGCACACGGAUACAGUAAUGAAGCAUGCCGUCUGACUGUAGAACUGGCCAGAGACCUACUGGCCAACCCUCCAGAUCUCAAGGUGGAGCAGCCCCCAACCAAGGGGAAGAAGAACAAGGUGUCGACCAGCAAGCAGACAUGGAUGGCAACCAACACCCUGUCCAAAGCUGCUUUCCUGCUGACUGUGCUGAGUGAGAGGCUGGAAUACCACAACUUGGCCUUCCGCAUUGGCAUGUUUGCCUUGGAGCUACAGAGGCCUCCUGCCUCUACCAAGGCCCUGGAGGUGAAGCUGGCAUACCAGGAAUCUGAGAUUGUGGCCUUGUUAAAGAAGAUCCCUUUGGGCACUAAUGAGAUGAACACCAUUCGAGGAAGGGCUGAAGAGCUGAGAGAAGGGACCUUGUGUGAUUACCGCCCUGUCCUGCCUCUCAUGCUGGCCAGCUUCAUAUUUGAUGUCCUGUGCACUCCAGUGGUUUCUCCGACAGGGUCCAGGCCCCCAAGCCGUAAUUGGAAUAAUGAAAUGCCUGGCGAUGAGGAACUUGGUUUUGAAGCAGCUGUUGCUGCUCUUGGCAUGAAGACGACUGUGAGUGAAGCAGAGCACCCUCUUCUGUGUGAAGGAACCCGAAGAGAGAAGGGUGAUCUGGCUCUAGCUCUGAUGAUCACGUACAAAGAUGACCAGUCUAAAUUGAAAAAGAUUUUAGACAAACUGCUAGACAGAGAGAGCCAAACACACAAGCCACAGACUCUGAGUUCCUUCUACUCAUCCAGCAAGCCCACAGUAGCCAAUCAGAAAUCUCCUUCCAAACAUGCUGCCCAAUCCACCACAGCUAUCCAGCAGCUUCCAGGGACGUCAGUCACUCAGCAAGCAGGUGUAACCACUGCAGUCCAGAGCAGUCCUUCUGAAAGCUUUGUGGAGAAGAGUGCACAGGAGAGCUCUCAGAGGUCUCCUUGCGAGCCACCUGGGGAGUCCAGUGUUGUGAAACAGGAGGGGAAGGUUCCCAGUCGUCUGGCCCUUGGAAGUCGAGGUGGAUACAAUGGGAGAUGCUGGGGCUCACCUGUCAGGCAGAAGAAGAAACACACAGGUAUGGCCAGUAUUGACAGCAGUGCUCCCGAAACCACCUCUGACAGCUCUCCAACCCUCAGUCGGCGGCCCCUUCGUGGGGGAUGGGCAGCCACUUCCUGGGGCAGAGGACAGGACAGUGACAGCAUCAGCAGCUCGUCCAGUGACUCACUGGGCUCAUCGUCCUCGAGUGGCAGCAGGAGAGCCAGUGGUGGAGCACGUGCAAAGACUGUGGAAGUUGGCAGGUAUAAAGGGAGGCGGCCGGAAAGCCAUGCACCUCACGUCCCAAAUCAACCCUCGGAAGCAGCUGCUCACUUCUACUUUGAACUGGCCAAGACAGUUCUUAUCAAGGCGGGUGGAAACAGCAGUACCUCCAUCUUCACUCAUCCCUCCUCCAGCGGUGGGCACCAGGGGCCCCACCGCAACCUCCAUCUCUGCGCCUUCGAGAUUGGGCUCUAUGCACUAGGGCUGCACAACUUUGUGUCUCCCAACUGGCUCUCUCGAACCUACUCCUCCCACGUCUCUUGGAUCACAGGGCAGGCCAUGGAAAUUGGCAGCGCAGCCUUGAACAUUCUGGUGGAGUGUUGGGAUGGACACUUGACUCCUCCGGAAGUGGCAUCAUUGGCAGACAGGGCUUCAAGGGCCAGGGACUCCAACAUGGUGCGAGCAGCUGCUGAAUUGGCACUCAGCUGCCUGCCCCAUGCCCAUGCUCUGAAUCCAAAUGAGAUCCAGAGGGCCCUGGUGCAGUGCAAGGAGCAGGAUAACCUGAUGCUGGAGAAGGCCUGCAUGGCGGUGGAAGAGGCAGCCAAAGGAGGUGGGGUGUACCCAGAAGUCCUGUUUGAAGUGGCACACCAGUGGUACUGGUUGUAUGAACAGACUGUUGGUGGGACCCCGGCGCAGAGAGAAGGAGCCACUGGUUGCAGCGCCAGUGGUGCCCGGGCAGGCUCUGAAGCAGUGCGCGGAUUGACAGACAGCAGGGUGACUGCUGAGCCCACCACUGUGACAGUGGCAGCUGCAGUGACAGCAGCAGCCACAGUAGUGCCGGUGAUCUCUGUGGGGUCAACUAUCUACCAGCAGCAUACGAUGGCCGGGCCAGCAAUGGCACAUGCACACACCCAGGGCCUGCACCCCUACACUACUCUCCAGACCCAUAUACCCUGUAACCCCCAGUAUAUUGGACACCCAAUCCAGCACAUGCCACGCCCAGCAGUCUUCCCUGUGCCUGGCUCAGCGUACCCCCAGGGUGUCCACCCAGCAUUCAUAGGAGCACAGUAUCCCUAUUCUGUAACAACACCAUCUCUGGCAGCUACAGCAGUGUCGUUUCCCGGUGUACCCGUCCCAUCCAUGACACAGAUUGCAGUGCACCCGUACCAUGCCGAGACAGGACUGUCACUGUCUUCCAACGUAGCAAGGAGUGUCCACACGGGGUCAACAUUCCCAGCAAUUCAGGGGGCUCCCUUGACAGCUCUUUCCUCGCAGCCCAACUCCCUUGUUACAGGGGGCUUUCCUUCAGAGGAUGAACAGCACAGUCAGCCUGUGAGCCCCCAGGGUCUGCACUACCUCCACUCUGCCUACCGAGUUGGGAUGCUGGCACUGGAGAUGCUUGGCCGGAGAGCUCACAACGACCAUCCUAACAACUUCUCCCGCAGCCCGCCCUACACAGAGGAUGUGAAAUGGCUCCUGGGGUUAGCUGCCAAGCUAGGUGUAAACUAUGUACAUCAGUUCUGCGUUGGCGCAGCCAAGGGGGUGCUGAGCCCUUUUGUGCUGCAGGAGAUCAUCAUGGAAGCACUACAGAGACUCAACCCUGCCCAUGUCCACAACCACCUACGCACUCCAGCCUUCCACCAGCUGGUGCAGCGGUGCCAGCAGGCGUACAUGCAGUACAUCCACCACCGGUUGAUCCACCUCACCCCAGCUGACUACGAUGACUUUGUGAAUGCCAUCCGCAGCGCCCGAAGCGCCUUCUGCUUGACCCCCAUGGGCAUGAUGCAGUUCAACGAUAUCCUCCAAAACCUAAAGCGCAGCAAGCAGACCAAGGAGCUGUGGCAAAGGGUCUCUCUGGAAAUGACCACCUUCUCCCCGUGACAGCAGGCAGAAAGCUACGGACUUGCAGACCCCCACCCUGGGUAGCUUUAGUUCCAAUCACACCAUCGUUCCUUAUGGUGUCUUUUUUAUUUUAGUUUUAACUUGUUGGAAACCACUGAUCUGAUGUAUUUAUACCGUGACAUUCCUCUCCAGCGCCACCGCAUAACAGUGCUCAGCUUCACUUGUUCUUCCUCCGACCCCCCGCAGGCCACGGCCUUCUUAAGGGGGAGGAAAUGAGAAGCAGUUGAGCUGGCUUCCCUGCGGUGUAUCCUUGAUUUCGCCCUGAGGCUGUCCACGAGCGGUUUGCAGUGUGUGUGCGCGGUUUGAGGGCGGGGAGAGUCUGUCUUCAAACAAAUAUUUAUUUUGGCAUUUAUAAAUGUGUAAACUUCCUUUUUUUGUAUGGGCUUCUCUCUCUCUUCACACGCCAGCUUCUGUCAGGGAGGCUGGGGCCGCUCUCUGCAGAGCCAGAGCUCCCAGGCCAUUCCUCGCAGCACCCCCUGCUGAUUGAAGCUGGAGUAGCAGGGAGCUCCUCGCUGCCCAGCCACCUCCACAAUUCCCUGCAUCGGCUUCUGAUGGGAGAGGCUGGGACUUGGAGAGUCAUGCAUCGGGACUGUGCUCAGCUGCCUGGAAGCCUGGCUGAGCUGCUGGGGCUCUUUUCCAGGAGGGUUGCUGCCUGGGCACUGCUGGCUCCGUCGGAUGUUCUGAGUUGUACAAUCGUGUUCCUUUGGCUGGGGUAUUACUCUCCUGUAAUCAAUUUCUUAUCCCUGGUCUCUUCUCGUUUCCUGAUUAAACACUCGUUUUCUUAGA
Molecule: messenger RNA, 7492 nt
Organism: Gopherus evgoodei (Goodes thornscrub tortoise)
Lineage: Eukaryota; Metazoa; Chordata; Testudines; Testudinidae
Gene: ZSWIM8
Product: zinc finger SWIM-type containing 8
Exons: 26
Coding region: 1226-6685 (1819 amino acids)
Cellular component (GO): Cul2-RING ubiquitin ligase complex
Molecular function (GO): zinc ion binding
Source: RefSeq, a predicted model, not a curated record